AUGCUCGUAGCGAAGUUCUGUGAGAAACAUCCGCUCCGCUGCGUCCCUCAUGCGUCCCUCGUGCGCAAAACCAAAGCUAAAACACCAGUCACGUGCAGCGCAGCAGCGCAGCAGCGCAGCAGCGCAGCAGCGCAGCAGCGCAGCAGCGCAGCAGCGCAGCAGCGCAGCGAGCGAGUGGUCAAGCGAGAGAGAGAGAGAGCAGCACGUCGCAGCGUGACUGAGAACAAACAGGUGCGCCCAAUCGCUCCCAAUUCGUCCUGCGGGGGAACCUACCGCGGCCAGACCGGGUCGAUCCACAGCCCGGGUUUCCCGGGUCAGAACUACCCGGACGGGUCCGGGUGCGAGUGGUUCCUGGAGGGGCCGACCGGACACUUCCUCACCCUGGGGUUCAGGAACUUCAGCCUGCAGGGCACCCCAGGGUGCUCCGGGGACCACGUGGAGGUCCGGGAGUACAACGCCUCGGGGCGGCUGCUGGGCCGGUUCUGCGGCGCCGACCUUCCUCCCUCCAUGGAAACGUCCGACAGCUUCGCCUUCGUCAAGUUCGUGAGCGACGCCAGCGGCAACGCCGCCGGAUUCAGCCUGGAGUUUGAAGCCAGCGUUGAAGUGUGUGGAGGGCAGUUAAACGCUGCGUCAGGAACCAUCUCGUCCCCCAACUACCCCAACCUUUACCCCCAUAACCGGGUGUGUCGCUGGGAGCUGGUGGUUCCGUCGGGCCGCCGGGUCACGCUGACCAUCAACGACCUCCGGCUGGAGGGAUCGGGCUCGUCCUGCGUCCACGACUACGUCGAGGUCCUGAACGGCCGGGCCCCCGACGCUCCUCGUCUCCAGCGGUUCUGCGGGUCGGUUCCAGCAGGAACUCAGGUCCGAUCCUCCGGAAACACCAUGGUGGUCGUUUUCCGCACCGACGCCUCGGUUUCCAACGGAGGCUUCACGGCCUCGUACUCCUCCGACGAGCCGGCAGAAUGCGGCGGAGUUCUGAGCGACCCGGCGGGCGGGAACUUGACCUCUCCCGGUUACCUGGUAACCAACUACAGCAACAACCUGAACUGUGAGUGGCUGGUUCAAAACCCGCAGCACGUCAACUCGUCCAUCGUGGUCGUGAUCGAAGAUCUGCACAUCCAGAACCACCAGAGCUGCGACCUGGACUACCUGCAGCUCCGACUCGGGGACUCUGACGGGGAACUGCUGGCCCGGUUCUGUGGACAGACGACUCCUCGAACCCCCAUCGUGGUUUUCACCCCCGAACUCUGGAUCCACUUCCAGACCGACUCGUCCCUGGGAGACCUGGGAUUCCGGGCCAAGUACUCCUUCUCCGAUUGCGGAGGCCUGCAGGACGGGGAUGGAGGAGUGAUUUCCAGCCCCAACUAUCCCGGCCUUUACCCCAGUCCGAGCCGCUGCGCCUGGUUGUUGGAGGCUCCGCCGGGACACACCAUCAAGCUGACGUUUAGCUACUUCAACCUGGAGCCCCACAGCACCUGCGGCUGGGACUCGGUGACCGUCUUCAACGGCGGUUCGCCCGGUUCGCCGGUCAUCGGCCAGUACUGCGGAACCACCAGCCCGGGAACCGUCCAAUCAGGAUCCAACAAGCUAGCCGUGGUGUUCAUGGCCGACCACAGCGUGUCCCGCGGCGGCUUCGUGGCUAGCUGGUCCACCGACGCCUCAGGCUGCGGCGGCGUGAUCCACGCCGACUCCGGGACCUUCCGGUCCCCGAACUUCCCCCAGAACUUUCCGGCUAACGUGGAGUGCGAGUGGCGGCUCGUGGCCCACGAGGGGAACCACCUGGAGAUGACCUUCGACCCCGAGUUCGAGAUUCCCGACAGUUCUGGAUCCUGCCAGAACGGCUACGUCAAGGUGUGGGCGGGCCACUCCCAGCAUGCCGAGCGGCUGCUCCUGACAGGAUGUGGCUCGGUGGCCCCGGGGCCCGUCGUUGCCCCCGGAAACACCAUGACCAGCCGGUUCCAGGGGACCGGAGCAACCGGCAAAGGCUUCGCCGCCGCCUUCAGCGCCAGAUGCGGCGCUAACUUCACGUCGCUCAGCGGUCGAGUGGUUUCUCCCAACUAUCCGGAGGAUUAUCCCGACCGCGCUAGCUGCAACUACACCAUCGACGCCGGGGCCCAAACCGUCAUCAUGCUAACAUUCCAGGUGUUCCAGGUGGAAGCCCACUCCACCUGCCGCUACGACGGCCUGAAGAUCUACUCCGGCUCCUCCCUCAGCGUCGCCAUGGCGACGCUGUGCGGCAGCAACGUCCCCGGAACUUUCUCCAGCCUCGGACCCAUGAGGCUGCACUUCUACUCCGACUCGGUGAUCAGCGACCGCGGCUUCCUGGCCGAGUACCGCGCCAUCCCGUGCGGCGGGUUCUACAACAGCUCGGCGGGAACCGUCAGCAGUCCCGGCCUCUCAUUGGUCAAUUAUCACCACAACCUGAACUGCAGCUACCGCAUCCGGGUCACGGAGAACCGGGUCAUCGACCUGAAGUUCAACACCUUCCACCUGGAGGCGUCGUCGUCGUGUCGUAUGGACUACGUAGCGGUCUAUGAUGGCGCUAACGCCUCGGCGCCGCUGCUGGGCCGGUUCUGUGGCGCGGUGAUGCCGCCGGACCUGCGGUCCUCGACCAAUCAGCUGUUCCUGCUCUUCAGGACCGACUACUCGGUUAGCGGCGUCGGCUGGAGAGCUACGUACCGGGAAACGCUCGGGCCGGCCCAGGGCUGCGGUGGCUACCUCUCCAUGCCCAUGGGCAUGCUGGGUAGCCCGGACCCGAACCACGACGGCCGCUACGAGCCCAACAUGAACUGCAUCUGGACCAUCGAGACGCCCGUCAACCGAGUCGUCAACCUGACGUUCAGCUCCUUCGAUCUGGAGACGUCGUCCAGCUGCCGCUACGACUACAUCAAGGUCUACGACGGGGACAACAUGAACUUCCCUCUGGUGGGAACUUUCUGCGGAACCUCCAUCCCCUCGUUCUUCGUGUCCAGCGGGAACUUCCUGCUGGUCCAGCUGGUGACGGACGGAUCGGUGCAGCGGCGCGGCUUCAACGCCACCUACAGAUCCGUUCCCAUGGUUUGUGGCGGGAGCUUCAACGCCACCUCGUCCCUCCAGGUUCUGACGUCUCCCUCGUACCCGGCCGGCUACCCCGGCUACACGUCGUGUCGCUGGACCCUGGACGCUCCGCCGCAGGAAACCGUCCGGCUGGCGGUGCAGAACUUUGUCCUGCAGCCGGGCCAGAGCUGCUCCGGAAACUUCCUGCAGCUGCAGGACUGGCCCCUGGGAGAUUACGGACAGUCUCAUAAGUUCUGCGCAGCAGACCAACAUCCUCCGGACUUCUACAGCUACGGCAGAACCAUGUUGGUGCACUUCAAGUCUGACGCCUUCAUGGCAGGAAACGGCCUCAACUUCACCUUUGAGAUCGCUGGCUGCAGCCGGACCUUCGAGCAGCCGUUUGGCUACCUGAAGAGCCCCGGCUGGCCCGACGUCUAUCCCCACAACCAGGACUGCACCUUCAUCCUGACGGCCCCGCAGAACAGCUCCAUAUCGCUCUUCUUCAACAACUUUGACCUGGAGACGCACAGCAGCUGCAACUACGACUACCUGGAGGUACGAGGGCUGGAAAUGUCCGUACGGCAGCUCGCCCAGCUCUCCUCUGAUUGGUCGGUUCUGCGGCAGCACCCUCCCCAACCCCGUCUUCCCCGGGUCCAACCAGCUCUACCUGCGCUUCAAGAGCGACUUCUCCGGCGCCAGAGACGGGUUCGAGGUCACGUGGACGUCCUCUCCCGACGGGUGCGGGGGGACCCUCUUCGGGGACCACGGGUCCUUCUCCAGCCCCCUCUACCCCGGCUCCUACCCGCCCUCCUCCCACUGCCGCUGGGGCAUCCAGGCUCCCCGGGGCCGCCUGGUGACCGUGUCCUUCAACCAGAUCAGCAUCCCCGACCCGGGAGACUGCCAGAGCAACUUCCUGGUCCUGUACGACGGCCCGGACGCCUCCUCGCCGGCCGUGGGGCCGUACUGCGGGACGGAGACCGACAUCGCCCCGUUCACGGCCUCCUCCCACCGGGUCCUCGUGGUUUUCCAGGCCCAGAACUCCUCGGCCGCGCUGCCGUCGGGCUUCAGGCUCACCUGGACCAGCUGAUCCCAGUCCUGGACCAGCUGAUCCCAGUCCUGGACCAGCUGAUCCCAGUCCUGGACCAGCUGAUCCCAGUCCUGGACCAGCUGAUCCCAGUCGUAACCUCCUAAUCCCAGUCCCUAACCUCCUAAUCCCAGUCCCUAACCUCCUAAUCCCAGUCGUAACCUCCUAAUCCCAGUCCCUAACCUCCUAAUCCCAGUCCCUAACCUCCUAAUCCCAGUCCUAACCUCCUAAUCCCAGUCCCUAACCUCCUAAUCCCAGUCCCUAACCUCCUAAUCCCAGUCCUAACCUCCUAAUCCCAGUCCCUAACCUCCUAAUCCCAGUCUCUAACCUCCUAAUCCCAGUCCUAACCUCCUAAUCCCAGUCCCUAACCUCCUAAUCCCAGUCCCUAACCUCCUAAUCCCAGUCCUAACCUCCUAAUCCCAGUCCCUAACCUCCUAAUCCCAGUCCCUAACCUCCUAAUCCCAGUCCUAACCUCCUAAUCCCAGUCGUAACCUCCUAAUCCCAGUCCCUAACCUCCUAAUCCCAGUCCCUAACCUCCUAAUCCCAGUCGUAACCUCCUAAUCCCAGUCCCUAACCUCCUAAUCCCAGUCCCUAACCUCCUAAUCCCAGUCCUAACCUCCUAAUCCCAGUCCCUAACCUCCUAAUCCCAGUCCUAACCUCCUAAUCCCAGUCCCUAACCUCCUAAUCCCAGUCUCUAACCUCCUAAUCCCAGUCCUAACCUCCUAAUCCCAGUCCCUAACCUCCUAAUCCCAGUCCCUAACCUCCUAAUCCCAGUCCUAACCUCCUAAUCCCAGUCCCUAACCUCCUAAUCCCAGUCUCUAACCUCCUAAUCCCAGUCCCUAACCUCCUAAUCUCAGUCCCUAACCUCCUAAUCUCAGUCCUAACCUCCUAAUCUCAGUCCCUAACCUCCUAAUCCCAGUCCUAACCUCCUAAUCCCAGUCCCUAACCUCCUAAUCCCAGUCCCUAACCUCCUAAUCCCAGUCCCUAACCUCCUAAUCCCAGUCCUAAACUCCUAAUCCCAGUCCCUAAACUCCUAAUCCCAGUCCCUAACCUCCUAAUCCCAGUCCCUAACCUCCUAAUCCCAGUCCCUAACCUCCUAAUCCCAGUCCCUAACCUCCUAAUCCCAGUCCCUAACCUCCUAAUCCCAGUCCCUAACCUCCUAAUCCCAGUCCUGGACCAGCUAAUCCCAGUCCCUAACCUCUUAAUCUCCUAAUCCCAGUCCCUAACCUCCUAAUCUCAGUCCUAACCUCCUAAUCCCAGUCCUAACCUCCUAAUCCCAGUCCCUAACCUCCUAAUCUCAGUCCUAACCUCCUAAUCCCAGUCCCUAACCUCCUAAUCUCAGUCCCUAACCUCCUUAUCUCAGUCCUAACCUCCUAAUCCCAGUCCCUAACCUCCUAAUCCCAGUCCCUAACCUCCUAAUCCCAGUCCUAACCUCCUAAUCCCAGUCCUAACCUCCUAAUCCCAGUCCCUAACCUCCUAAUCCCAGUCCCUAACCUCCUAAUCCCAGUCCUAACCUCCUAAUCCCAGUCCCUAACCUCCUAAUCCCAGUCCCUAACCUCCUAAUCCCAGUCCUAACCUCCUAAUCCCAGUCCCUAACCUCCUAAUCCCAGUCUCUAACCUCCUAAUCCCAGUCCCUAACCUCCUAAUCUCAGUCCCUAACCUCCUAAUCCCAGUCCCUAACCUCCUAAUCCCAGUCCCUAAC
Cololabis saira (Pacific saury) is the source of this 5822-nucleotide messenger RNA. Its product is annotated as cubilin-like. The transcript is spliced from 23 exons. The coding region runs from base 1 to 4227 and encodes 1408 amino acids. Lineage: Eukaryota; Metazoa; Chordata; Actinopteri; Beloniformes; Belonidae. The record is from RefSeq and is a predicted model, not a curated record.